Apiotrichum porosum is the source of this 1473-nucleotide messenger RNA. RefSeq lists its product as uncharacterized. Gene Ontology annotation, biological process: rRNA base methylation. Bases 1 to 1473 code for a protein of 490 amino acids. Gene Ontology annotation, cellular component: nucleus. Gene Ontology annotation, molecular function: 23S rRNA (adenine(1618)-N(6))-methyltransferase activity. The record is from RefSeq and is a predicted model, not a curated record. NCBI's taxonomy places the organism in Eukaryota, Fungi, Basidiomycota, Tremellomycetes, Trichosporonales, Trichosporonaceae. The transcript has 6 exons.
AUGCACCCUCGCAACCCAUACGCAAGCACACGCCCAGAUUUCGCCCAACUCGCAGCGUCCAACCCAACCCUCAAGCCCUAUGUCACCGUCACAGACCACGGCCCUUCAAUCGACUUUCACGAUGCUGCAGCCCUAAGAGCUCUCACUGCGGCGCUGCUCAAGACCGAUUUCAACCUCGAUGUAGACCUGCGCGACGACAGGCUGUGUCCGACUAUUGCGAACAGGCUCGACUACAUCCUCACAUGCCUGGACGUUGCCCAGCACGCACCUGCCGCGCCCCUCCGCGCACUCGACAUUGGUACCGGCCAUGUCGCCAUCUACGCUCUCCUCCUGCACCGUCUCCGCGCCGACGCACAUAUCUACGCGUCCGAGCUGGACCCCACGUCGCUCGCACACGCCACGCAUGUCGUCGCGGCCAACGGUGCCGCAGCAGCCAUCACCCUCCUCCCAGGCUGCACGGACGGCUACUCGCUCCUAGCGUGGCUCGGCACCCCGUCCAUCCCAGCGACGACCGCCUCCCGGCUGUCAUUCACACUGUGCAACCCGCCCUUCUUCGCGUCCGACGCCGAGGCCGUCGCCCUGCGUGAAUCCAAGGCGGGCCCAGCCCCCGCCGCGCCGACGUGCUCGGCCAACGAGGAAAUCACGCGUGGUGGCGAAGAGAGCUUUAUCGGCCAGAUGGUUGACGAGAGCCGCCAGCACCGAGACCAAGUGUGCUGGUUUACGUCCUUGGUAGGCCGGUAUGCGUCCCUGGGGCCGCUGGUGGCCAGAGUCAAGCGCGUGACGGACAACUACGCCGUCAUCAAGCUCCAGCAGAGCCGGACCGCGCGGUGGGUGCUCGUAUGGGGGUAUACGCCGUACAGGCUGCCUGACAGCAUCACCCGCCCCGCCGUCGUCGAGCCCGGGACGAGCUUUGCCCACCUCCUACCUCUCUCCAACUCGUUCUCCAUCCGUCCCACCCCGCCACGCACUGCCGACCAGCUACGCGAGGCCGUCAUGGCCGUGCUCCAGGACGUGGACCUUGUGCCCCUAGUCCAAGCGGCAGAGGCAACACAAGGCCAGGACGAGGACGGGGACGGGGACGAGGCCAAGGUCGAUGCCGAAGGUGAGAUCUCGGCGCGUGCAACCGGAACGACCACGUUCCAGCUCGACCUGGCACCAAUGGUCAACUCGUGGUCGCGCGCUGCGCGCCGCGCACGAGCUCAGGCUCAGGCUCAGCCGGCUCCGGUGGAGCAAGACCAACCCGCCAACGGCGCCGCCGAGCCAGCCCUAGCCGACAAGCCUGCGACGGCGACCGCGACGGAACCUCUGCCCGAGACUGAACCGCUCUUCCGCGCCCGUCUGGUCAUUGUCACUCCCGCCGACGGCGCCCAAGGCGCCGACGCCGAUGCCCCUCAGGUCCUCGGCGCACGCGUCACCCUCGAGUGGACAUGGGGCCGGGACCGCACCCUCGUCGAUGCGUUUUGGAAAGACUAG